GCUUGUAACAAAUUGGAAGGACCAAAGGAGUGAAAUUAGUCAUCUCUGUCGAAGAUAUCCACUGCAAUAUUUCAAAACAAUCUGAUAAAAUGACGACGGCGGCAGCGGCGGAGAGCAGUUCAGAAACUAAAAAUUCCAGAUGGUCUCUCGCCGGCAUGACUGCUCUCGUCACCGGCGGCACACGUGGGAUCGGCUACGCUGUGGUGGAGGAAUUGGCGGAGUUAGGGGCGGCCGUACACACCUGCUCUCGUAACGAGGCUGAGCUCAACCACCGCUUACAAGAAUGGUCUUCCAAGGGUUUCACCGUCACCGGAUCCGUCUGCGACGCAACUUCUCGUCCUCAACGCGAACAUCUUCUAGAAAAAGUCUCCUCUAUCUUCAAUGGAAAGCUCAACAUCCUAAUAAACAAUGUUGGGACUAACAUAAUGAAAGCUACUCUAGAGUAUACUGCAGAAGAGUAUUCCCUGAUCAUGGCUACCAAUUUGGAAUCCUGUUACCAUAUCUCUCAACUUUCACAUCCUCUUUUAAAAGCUUCUGGAUUUGGAAGCAUUGUGUUCAUUUCCUCCAUUGCAGGUUCUGUUCAUUUUAAUUACACAUCUAUCUACGGACCCACUAAAGCUGCUAUGAAUCAACUUGCAAAGAAUUUAGCUUGUGAAUGGGCUAAAGAUAACAUUCGGAGUAAUAGUGUAGCUCCAGGGUGCACUAGAACCCCACUUGUUGAACCUUUGCUAAGUAAUGAGGAGUUUUUGGGUGCAAUGGUAUCAGAAACACCUUUGAAACGCAUUGCUGAAGCGAUUGAUGUGUCAUCAGUGGUGGCGUUCCUUUGUUUACCUGCUGCUUCUUACAUCACUGGCCAAACAAUUGCUGUUGAUGGAGGAUUUUCUGUUAAUGGUUUCCCAUGACUUCCAAAAUGUUCAAGGAUUUGGCUUUUGAUUGGUGAUGAUCGAGAAAUGGAUGAUGUAGAAAUCGUCAUGAUGAUUGUUUGUUAAGUUGAUAAUUAAUGAAGGAAUUUUUUAUUUUAAAACUCAUAUUAUCACUGUCGGAU
Molecule: messenger RNA, 1045 nt
Organism: Lactuca virosa
Lineage: Eukaryota; Viridiplantae; Streptophyta; Magnoliopsida; Asterales; Asteraceae
Source: the annotation of a GenBank genome assembly